Molecule: messenger RNA, 3699 nt
Organism: Phytophthora infestans T30-4
Lineage: Eukaryota; Oomycota; Peronosporomycetes; Peronosporales; Peronosporaceae
Product: transient receptor potential Ca2 channel (TRP-CC) family protein
Exons: 2
Coding region: 1-3699 (1232 amino acids)
Biological process (GO): signal transduction
Molecular function (GO): protein binding
Source: RefSeq, a predicted model, not a curated record
AUGUACGAGGGAAUGUCCACUCCGCCAAGCGACAAGCUGACACAGCUGCGUCCUCGAAUGUCCGAUUCAGAGGCCAAGACGAUGAGCAACGAAAGUCGGCAGUCGUCCGUCUCCGCUGGAGGACACGGUGCCCCACGAGAAUAUGACCAGGAGGACCCGCAGCGUAUCCCCAUGAUGCCUCUCAUGGGUCAAGGAGCCGUCGCGUCCAGCGUAAUUUCGCGCCUCAGCGUAGGCUCCCACUUGUCGCUCAACCAGCUGGCGACAUCUCAUGCCGGACAACUGCGCAGACGCCCACCGUCCACCAUAUCCAACAAGAAAAAGUCUUUUUACAACGCCCAGCCCAAUGCUGCAUUGAGAGGCAAAAUGCCACACGUACCGCGUCACUGGCUUAACGCACGCUUCCGACACAAUACGUUCUUUGCACGGCGUCUAUUGCACACAGGUGUGCCAUUGGCUUUCGUACUAGCCGCGGGACUUGGGUUUUAUUACUUCUACAAGCCAGACACGCUCACGUUGAACCCAGAUAUGCCCGAUGUUCACGGAUUCACGUUGCACUCGCCGAAUCUCGUGUACACUUUUCAGGCAACGAGUUGCGAAAACGUCGUGGGUUUUUCGGCGUUGAUUUAUCACACUCUGCCAGCUGUGAUUUUGCUGUGUUUGCCGGGUUCUGGGUGGCGACUUUUCGAGCCGUUCAAACGAGAUGAGGUUUUUUCACCCAAUGCAAGUGGCGCCCCAGAUGACGACGAAGAGGACAACAGCAACCUUACCAAAAUCAAACGGCGCCUCGUCUUUCAGCUCUGCGAGCUGGUGGCCGUGCUCUUGUUGCUGUUCCAAGCUGUCGUAGUCAUGUUCUUCCUCUACAUGUUCUUCAAAGGCGGCGUCUUCUCGUGUAGUAACCACUCAGUGCAACUAUUUGCACUUGUCAGCAUGAUGUGUUUCGUUUGGAUUUUCACCGAGUUGCAGUAUUUCGCACGAUUCAGAGAGCACGUGAAAAUGUUACUCGGCGCUUUCCAAGAGAGCGACCAGACUGGCGACGUGCGUACCCACGUUAUGGAUCCGGGUGUCGAUCAGCUUAUGAACCAGGCGGACAAAGCUCUAGCCGUAGUACGUAAGCGACUGUACAAGGCAACUCGCCAAGGUGAUUUGCGUGAAAUGCGCGACAUCUUGGACUACGCGGAAGCUGCGGGUUUGACCAGUGAGGAACAGGGAUUCCCUCGCAAAAGUUAUGCGCCCGCUUCACUAUUCUUGGGUUUCUUUGCGCAAUCGCGCAAGAAUCCGGUGCAUGUUGCAGCGUAUCACGGCAAUAUUCGCGCUUUAGAGCUGCUAGAGUCUCGCGGAUUCGACGUCACAGCGAUGGACAAGUUCAGUCGUGUGCGGUUCUCUACUGGAGAUCUCUUCUGGUACUUUGCUCGCUUCUUCGUGGCUCGUCCGGGCGUUGAUGGCGGCGGUAGUGACGAAGAAUCAGCCGCGUCAAUCUUCCGUACAACGCUGGUUACGCCACUACAUUGUGCUGUAUCGACAGGUCAGUUGGAAGCUGUACGAUGGCUGCUGCUACGUGGCGUAUCAGCGCGUACACUUGCGCGCUCGUCGUACCGUUCGGACCGGGUGCCGCCUCUAUUCCUGGCCGAACACCCGGACGUCGUCCGUGAGUUGCUUGUACAUGGUGCGGAUCCUCUUGCCGUCCCCGAUCCGGGGUUUAUGAACACACUGACGGCAUUGCAACUGGCGUAUUUGCGCGGCAACUACGCUGUUGCCCAAGAGCUCGAAGAUUGGGGCGGUGACGUGGCACUUACACCUUUCCACUCAGCAGCUGGUCGGAAUGAUGUUCUGGCCGUACGCAAAUUUUUGCGGAAAAAAACCGAUGUGGAUUGUUUGGGUGAAUUAGGUUACGUGGGUCUUAAUCGAAGAACCCCGUUGCAUUGGGCGGCUGUGAGUGGAGCGUUGGAAGUGGUGGAUUUAUUAGUAGAAGCGGGGGCGGACCCGAACUUCCAGGACGCUCGUGGACGCACGCCGUUGCACUGGGCUGCCAGACUCAACAGGACCGACGUGCUGCGCUCGCUUCUUGAUGCUGGCGCGGAUGCGAAGCUGGUAGACUUGGAUUAUAUGACGCCGAUGAUGUGUGCGGCGUCGGGUCUGGAUGCCACGCGCGAAGUGUUUGGCGUCCUGACGUCUGCAGGUGCCGACAUCAACUACCAGUUACCGACUACAGGAGAUACGGCACUGCACAUUGCUGUACGGGAGGAGAACGAGCAGUCAGCGCUUGCCAUUCUUGCCAAUGGUGGCAAUCUCAUGAAGAUGAACAUCGAAGGCUUACGACCACUGGAUUGCACUCAAUCGACGCGUCUACUAUUCGAGAUCAAACGUGCUGCUGGCCAACGUGAUGUGAUGAUCAGCUACACUCACUCCCAUGCUGAGUUCGCAAAGAAGAUUCGGAAGGCACUUGAAGAUGCGAAUGUUACGACGUGGUUGGAUUUAAUGGACCCAAGUGGCAUUGGUGGCGGCUCAGUGUGGCGUGAGGAGAUUGCACGUGGUAUCACGAACGCCGCGGUGGUUCUGUGUCUUCUCACUGAAGACUACGCACAGUCUGAAUGGUGUUUAAAGGAAUUGGCAUUGGCGAAACAGGUCGGGACGCCUAUCUUGGCGGUAUCUACAGAGGGCGUUGGUAUUGGUGAGGAUCUACAAGUGUAUCUGUACACGCGUCAGCUUAUUCCAUUCGAGCCUGCUAUCACCCAAACCAGACGCAAUAGUACCAACGUGCGGCAAAUCGAGUACGACUACGAUGAAGCCAAGUUUAAGGCGCAAUUCCGCUUACUACUUGACGGCGUACGCGACGAAAUUGAGAAAAACCGGGACGCUGUUCAACAGAAGAAUAUCGCUAGCAAUCGUCGUAAUAACGGGUUAAAACAGACUGCCACGGGGACGAUCUUGGCGACUACUACAGGUGGCUUCUCGCGUCUGUUCCAGCAAUGGGACCCCGAAGCUAGUGGCGCGCAGAAGCAGUUCGUCUUCUUGUCGCAUGGAGACAAACACGCAGGGUUCGUGCAGCAAUUGUAUCGCGAACUUACGGACGCCGGGGUGGUCUGUUAUGGAGACCGCAACGUGGAGGGGCAAGACUUUGAGAACCGUAUCCAUGCCACGCAAGAAGCUAUUUUACGGUGCACGUGCUUUAUUGUGAUUCUGUCGAAACAGACGAUGAAUAACGAAUUGGUACGCGACCAAUUAGCGUUCGCGGAGGAUAAAGGACGCCCUAUUUUUCCUAUUACGCUAAACGAUCUGGACCCAGGUCUAGAUAAACGCUACUCGCUCGCUCGGAAUGAACUCUUCCACUUCAUGGGCAACGGCAUGAGCUUCAAGCCGAGUGCGGACCGGCUCAUUCAGGGGCUGCGUCGUCACUACACUGCGCGUGAGGACAACCAAGGCACGAUGCUGGACAACAGCACGCGAAUCGCCAGCGCCAACACGUCGUUCGUGUCUUUCACGUUCAGUGAGCCGGGCACCAAGGACCUUGACCGCGAGGCCACAGGCGAGCCGAUCAUCCAGGAAGGCGCCGUGUUGCGCGCGAGCUCCGAUUUCCCUCGCACAAGCAGCGAGGAACCCAGCAACGAGGCGGAAUCGACCACAGUCACGCGCAACUUCGAGUCCAUCUCGGGCAUCGAAGACGCGCAGCUGGAUCUGUCGAGCACACACAUUCGCAUGUAG